Messenger RNA from Oldenlandia corymbosa var. corymbosa, 1665 nucleotides. NCBI's taxonomy places the organism in Eukaryota, Viridiplantae, Streptophyta, Magnoliopsida, Gentianales, Rubiaceae. The record is from the annotation of a GenBank genome assembly.
UUUGGAAGUGUCAACUGUCAACCAUCAGGAAAAAGGAUUUCCAUGGCGGUUUAGGAUUUCAGUCUCGCCUCUUUAAACCGUCUUAGCCUCUUAUCCGCGUAUUUAUCCAUCUUCAGUCUUCGGCGCCGGAGCUUCACCGCUCCUCAUCCGCUGAUAAGGUAAGCAUCAGUUGACGUGAUGUCCUUGAUGGCUAGCUCAGUUGCAAGUCCAUCCACGUUACCAGCAGAGGGGUUCCACGUGCAAAGUAAGCGUGCUGGAUCUGGUGCUGUAGGACUUAAGCCUACAAAUUUACAUUUUCAACCUCUCCAAAGUAAAAAACCCUUAGCUUAUGCUAUCCGAGCUAAGCAUGCAUCCAUACGAUGCGAUGCUGCACUGAAUGCAACAUGUGCAGCAGAGCAAACCCAAACAAUUACACGGGAAUCAUCUACAAUUACUGUCGCUCCUGUUCAAGGCAAGGAAAAAUCUCCUGAACUAGAUGAUGGUGGGUCUGGAUUCCCUCCACGUGAUGAUGGUGAUGGUGGAGGCGGUGGUGGUGGGGGUGGAGGCCAUUGGUCUGGAGGAUUCUUCUUCUUUGGGUUUCUUGCAUUCUUAGGCUUCUUGAAGGAUCAAGAAAGUGAAGGACCCUAUCGGGAGAACAGAAAGAUGAGGCACAACUACUAGUAUCGACAGUUAUCAAAAUUUACAAGUAUGAAUCAUAGCUGCUUUGUGUGAUUUUUUUCCUGCCUGUCUGUUACUCAAGUGACCCGAGAUUGAAACUUAUAAUUCGUUACACCACUUAUAUAGCAGUUGGAUUCGUUUCUGAACUUGCAGAACAGUGUAUAACCUUGUUGUAGUAAAAUGGAGAGCAGUUUCUUUAUUCUAACGCUCUGUCUAAUAGAAUCAGAGGUACACAGCGCCAUUUUUAAAGUUUAUACCAAAAAAAAACCUGUAAUUGUGCUUGAUCAAGAGGAUUCCUGACUGUUGCUCUAUAUUUCAUUUUAGUGCGAUUAGCAUUCAUAGAACAAUGAUAUGGACGAUUGAUUUCUACCAUGAUUGAUGUGACAUUUACUCAUUGUCAAACUUUUAUGUUUUCGUUAUUCUAAACGUUAUGACUUAUGAACGACUACUGUAAGUAUAACAUGCCACGGAUCAGUAACUAGUUUUUCUUUCGUUUUCGAACUGUCCGAAGUGCUUUUAGAAAGAAGAUAUCAAGUGUAGCAGCAAAGGGGUCAUAACUCCAGCAAAGGGAACCUACCCAAUUGAAUUUCAGUAUAAAAGGCAUUUAAACCUUUAUGGAAACAGUUUUCUUUGGACUCCGCAUUUAACCUGUCUGCUUUUAUUGGCAUACACACCAUCAUCUUUUAAUUAGAGCUCACUUUUUGUAUCGUUGUUAAUUCAUUUGGGGAGGUAAAAAAAAAUUUCCUCCAAAGAAAAUCCUACUUUUGGUAUUGGUGAUCAUUUAAAAUUCCACGUUAAAGUGAGGUUAAUCUUUUUGUUGGGUGAUUGGGUCCUCUGGGAAUCUAAAACAUCAAAUCCUACUGCAAAAAGAAGCUGAGAAAACUUAGAAUGUGUUGCUUUGGUGGAGGAACGCUUUCUCCAUUAUUUUCUUGGUGGGGAGUGAAAAUCCUUACUUUUUUCAAACAUAUAUAUAAUUGGGGAAUAAUAUGUAGAUUUGGUAGUCCUCCA